AACAGCGACUUUACCCGCCUGCACAUCACGCCUUUCGACUCGGAACUUCUCCCCGUCGUCGUCCCGGCGAAGGUCCUCCCCGAAGCCCGCGGUAUCUCCUACCACACGAUUGAGACUUUCCCGGAGAAGCGCUACGGCUACAUCGAACUCCCCGCAGUAGAAGCUGACAAGCUGAGAAAGAAGCUCAACGGUUCCGUCUUGAAGGGAGUCAAGAUGCGCAUCGAGAAGGCCCGUCCGCAGCCUACGGCUGAGCCUGAAGUCGAGGUCGAAGAGAAUUCAGGCAAGAAGCGCAAGAAGAAGUCAAAGAACGACUCAGUGGAGGGCUCCAAAAAGAGGAAGAUCGACCACAAUGUCGUGCCAGGCGUCCAAAUCGAAGGCCGGAAAGUCAAGCGAGGAUGGACCGUUUCGGACGAGGACAAGAUUAAAGAGAAGCGGAGCAGGAAGCUUAAGGACAAGGACAAGGACAAGGACAAGGAUCAACAUACAAAGGAGAAGGACAAGAAAGACAAGAAAAAGAAGAAGCGAGACCAGAGAUCGAAGUACACGGAGAAGGAGGAGUGUUUGCUGAAAACGAAGCUUCCGCAUCCCACCGCCACCGCGGCGGAGCCCGAGGAGAGUCCCGAUCGCAAGGAGCGCAAGAAGAGCAAGUCACGGUCACGAGAAACAAUCCUCCACGAGUUUGCCAACACGACCAGGUUUCCCACGUUCCUCAAGACGACCCAACCUUCUACGACGAGCGUGGAGGCGACCGAAUUCGUGGAGGGCAAGGGCUGGGUAGAUGCUGAAGGCAACGUCGUCGAGGCCGUGAAGACGCGAGGGAAAGAGGAAGAGAAGCCUCGGAAGAAUGCCUCGCCGAACCCAGCAGUUGGUGACGAUACAUCGAGCAGCAGCGACACUUCGUCAGAGGAAGACGAACCGGCGCCCAAGGCUACGACGAAGAUGUCGCAGACAGCGAAGACGUCGAAGCCCACAACGUCGGCCCUCAACCAGAGACAGUCACAGCCAAUAGACGAUGAUACGACGAGCAGCAGUGGCACCUCCUCAGAAGACGAAGAUACCGACGACGAAGAGGAAGAUGAAGCGCGCGCGGCGAAAGACUCAGCGCCCGAAUCCGGGAAAAUCACCCCCUCUCGCCCCAACGAAAAAGUCAACCUCACCAUCAAGGUUCCGCCUGUUGAAGUCCACCCCCUCGAAGCACUGUACAAGCGCAAAAACACGGGCGAUGGCGGCACCAGGGCAUCCAACGAUGCAGCCACCACCCCCGAGCCGUUCAGCUUCUUCGGCGGCGGCGACAUCGAAGACGAUUUGGAAGAUGCCGACGGCGGACAGGGCGAAAGAGGAGGCCAGAUCCCCAUGACCCCCUACACGCAGAGGGAAUUCGAAUGGCGCAAUGUUAGGAGCGCUGCGCCUACGCCUGACACUGCCCACCCUUCGCGGGUGAGGAAUUUCUGGGCCUCAAAUGGGGAAGAAGAGGACGACGAGCGAUACGACGAUGUGCUGCAUCGCGGAGACGAGACCAUGGCGGAUGCGGACGUAGGUGAGGGAGAGGGAUCGGCCGGACCGGGGCCGGGCGGUGACUUUCAGAAGUGGUUUUGGGACAAUCGCCGGGAUCUUAACCGGUCUUGGAUGCAGCGGCGGAAGACGGCGACCAAGGAGAAACGCCAUCGGGACAAUAAAUCGAGGGCGGCGAGGGGGGUGUAG
Molecule: messenger RNA, 1701 nt
Organism: Sodiomyces alkalinus F11
Lineage: Eukaryota; Fungi; Ascomycota; Sordariomycetes; Glomerellales; Plectosphaerellaceae
Exons: 2
Source: RefSeq, a predicted model, not a curated record